CGAUAUCAGCUCUUUCCGGUUUGGACUUUUCCCCAGCGUGCUUGUUCUCAAUAGAGCUAAGGCCAUUUAUUAACAAAUUAAUUUUUGGCGACUUGCACAAUCAUUAAUUAAACACCAAUUUCACAAUGUCGACAAAAGCUGAGCUCGCCUGCGUUUACGCUUCCCUCAUCCUGGUUGAUGACGAUGUUGCCGUCACUGGUGAGAAAAUCUCCACCAUCCUGAAGGCCGCCAACGUUGAGGUCGAGCCCUACUGGCCCGGUCUCUUCGCCAAGGCUCUGGAGGGCGUCAACGUUAAGGAUCUGAUCACCAACAUCGGCUCCGGAGUUGGUGCUGCCCCAGCUGGUGGUGCUGCUGCCCCCGCUGCCGCUGAUGCACCAGCCGCCGAGGCCAAGAAGGAGGAGAAGAAGAAGGAGGAAGAGUCCGAUGUGUCCGACGACGACAUGGGAUUCGGCCUGUUCGAUUAAGCAUCCAAUAUCUGCUUAUGAACCACAUCCAUACCGACAUAACAUCCGCCGUGUUUGUGCUUUUUUAUCCCUAUGAAGUGAUGUUUUUUUAUUUCCGACUUUCGUACACGUUUUAAUGUACAAAUUCGACGAAAUAUAAACGUUUGCGAAAAGUGA
Drosophila subobscura is the source of this 620-nucleotide messenger RNA. RefSeq names its product 60S acidic ribosomal protein P1 (gene RpLP1). Bases 126 to 464 code for a protein of 112 amino acids. Gene Ontology annotation, biological process: cytoplasmic translation; translational elongation. The record is from RefSeq and is a predicted model, not a curated record. Gene Ontology annotation, cellular component: ribosome; cytosolic large ribosomal subunit. The transcript has 2 exons. Lineage: Eukaryota; Metazoa; Arthropoda; Insecta; Diptera; Drosophilidae. Gene Ontology annotation, molecular function: ribonucleoprotein complex binding; structural constituent of ribosome; protein kinase activator activity.